AUGGAAGUUCUCGAUGCGAAAGGUCUCUCUGAGCGCCUGAGAUGGGAAGACAAUGAGUACUGGCUGCACCUCGAGGCUGAGACUCCGUUUGAGAAGUAUCCCGCAAAACAACAUGCGCGGAGGGUGCAAGAGAAGUUGGGUGUUGAAGAAGGCCUGAUCUACCUACCGGGUCAACCAGCGAGGAACAACGAAGAUAGCGACAUGCCAGCACCCUUCCGACAACGCCGAUAUUUCUAUUACUUGAGCGGAUGCAAUGAACCUGACUGCCAUCUGACGUACGACACGCGACGCGACGAAUUGUCCCUGUUCAUUCCCCGCAUCAAGCCUGAGCGCGUUAUCUGGUACGGUCGUGGCUCCACUCUAGCAGAGGCACUCGUGAAGUACGAUGUCGAUCAAGUUUUCUACGCAGAUGAGCUUGAGUACGCCGUGCAGGGAUGGGCGAUCGGUAAUCGGCAGGCUGGCAUCUACGUCCUGCACCAGUCGUCGCAAUUCCCCGGCUGCGACAAUCUGAAGCCCGGUAUUGAUUCGAUAGCCCUUCGGUCAGCCAUGAACGUUUGUCGCAUGAUCAAGGAUGAUCACGAGAUCAAGCUUAUUCGGAAAGCGAACGACAUCAGCUCGCAAGCGCACCGAGAAAUCCUUGCUAACAUCACGAACUUCAAGAACGAGGCACAGGUCGAGGGAUUGUUCAUGGAUGUGUGCAUAUCGCAGCAAGCGAAGCAACAGGCCUACGAUCCCAUCGCUGCUUCCGGACCGAACGCCGGAACUCUUCACUAUGCCGCGAACGAUGAAGACCUCGCGGGUCGUCAACUCAUGUGUUUAGAUGCAGGAUGCGAGUAUGAGCUCUAUGCAAGUGACAUUACCCGCACUUUCCCGCUAUCUACUUCUUGGCCAAGCAAAGAAGCCGAGAACAUCUACAAGCUGGUCCAGCGUAUGCAGGAAACAUGUAUCAAAAGGCUAGAGCCCGGCGUAAGAUAUCUCGAUUUGCACAUCAUGGCGCAUCAGAUCGCAAUCGAUGGGUUACUGCAACUGGGAAUUCUUCACCACGGAACGAAAGAAGAAAUCUACAAGGCAGGCCUUGAAGUGCAUGACGUGGGUCAGGCACAACUCAUGAGUGUAAGAAGAGGGAAGCCAGUGUACCAGCAGGCACCAUCUCUUUACCCACAGGAUUUCCAUGUCCCAGUAUAUGACUCUGAGACUUGCCUCGCGCCCAGCGAUCCCCAGAGCAGCCAUCUUGAAGAAGGCAUGGUUGUCACUGUCGAGCCUGGCAUCUACUUUUCCGCAUACGCUCUACAGCAUUUCUAUCUCCCAUCACCCGUUCACUCCAAGUACAUCAAUACUGAGGUACUGAAGCGCUACAUGCCCGUGGGCGGUGUUCGCAUAGAAGACGACAUUCUCAUCACCUCAUCUGGAUACGAGAACUUGACUACAGCCCCAAAAGGCGACGCAAUGCUUGAAGUCAUCCGGCACGGAAAGAAAAGUGCUGUGGACAUGCCGAGUUCCGACUUCACUCCACUACGAAGACCGAGCGGUCCCGUUGAGCCAACUCUGCGACGCGCGCCCGGUAUUUCUACGCAUACACCAUCACAACACUUACAGAAGCCACUCGCCAGAGCGGCAACCCUUCCCGCAGACUUCGUUCAGCAACGCAACUCAGACUUCGCGCCUUUUGCAGGCCCCUCGCUCUUCUCCAAGUUCUCACGCUCAAUGACCACGGAAGAAAAGAUCCAGCAGUGGCAGCAUAAGCGUAGCCCAGUACCGAUUGCGCCCGUCCCCUCGGUCAACGCGAAGCAACUGAAUUCUGUCUGUGGCGAGAUGGAUCCGAACUUCCAGCAUGUUUACAUGAGCAACGCUUCCAGUCCGGCGUUCUCAUCACAAUCGACUCCGCAAUUCGACAGUACACCUCCGUGCCAGAAUUGCGCAAUCCUGGUACAGACGCUGGAUCGGCUGCGUCAAAACCUCACAUCCUCUAUUCGGAGCUCUUCAAAGCCUGAAGAGAAGCCUACUUCGGAAGCCGAUCUGAAGAGUAAGAGCACCAAGCGGGAACGCAACGACGAUCUAACACUGCCACCACGCAUUGGCGAACUUUCUGUCGGCGCUUCGGCUUGCACCAUAAACCUCGAUAAGAACCAGAGAAUUCCACUUCCACCACCCCAGCCUGAUUCUAGCAGGACACUCAUCCUACACUUCCGAUUCGCGCCCGAACUCUGGACAGCCAACUUUCACAAGCGUACUUUCGGGGCGAGGAGUCUACAGAUAAAGUCCAUCCUGUCCCACCACACCAUCAAAUCCGCACAGCCAAUGGAAUACCCGAACGAUUCAGGCGUCGCACUCAUAGGAAACUUCCCGAUCCUGUACCGUCUCCGCAAGCUCUAG
Alternaria hordeiaustralica is the source of this 2373-nucleotide messenger RNA. RefSeq lists its product as uncharacterized. The transcript has 6 exons. Gene Ontology annotation, molecular function: metalloaminopeptidase activity; manganese ion binding. Lineage: Eukaryota; Fungi; Ascomycota; Dothideomycetes; Pleosporales; Pleosporaceae. The record is from RefSeq and is a predicted model, not a curated record. The coding region runs from base 1 to 2373 and encodes 790 amino acids.